UAACACCUCCUGCCAAAGCCACCCUGCGCCGGGGCUGCAGGGCCAUGGGGUCAGACAGUCCAGUCCCGCCUCCACGGCUUCCAACUUCUGGGUCCCCUUCUGUGGGCACAGCCUGGCACCUCACCUGACGGCGCUACAGUGGCGGCCUCCUCCCACCCCCUGAGGGGACCGGGGAGCCCCUCGGCGCCGGCGCCAACAGUCUCCUCCCCCGACGUCCUGGGAGCCGCAGCCCCGCCUGCUGCAGGCCUGGGCCGGACGCGCCGUCGGAGGGAGCGGCAGAGCCAUGGGGAAGAAGCGCGACGCCAUCCUGGACGCGCUGGAGAACCUGACGGCGGACGAGCUCAAGAAGUUCAAGCUGAAGCUGGGGGCGGCGCCGCUGCGCGAAGGCUUCCGCCACAUCCCGCGGGGCGCGCUCGGGGCCGCUUGGACGCCGUGGAACCACCUCACCGACAAGCUGGUCGCCUUCUACUGCGAGGACUACGGCGCCCGAGGUCACCCGAGGGCGGUGCUGCGCGGCAUGGGCAUGCAGGAAGGAGGCGGCGCCGGCUGGCGGGGCGCCCCCGUGAAGUUCCCCGGCGCCCGGCCGGCCCUCGGCCCACUGCCUGAGUCUCGGAGUCCGGGCCGGAGAAGGGCAGUGCUGAUGCGCGGGGGCUGGGACCACGCUGAAGCCCGCCGACCCGAGUCCUGA
Myotis lucifugus (little brown bat) is the source of this 688-nucleotide messenger RNA. RefSeq names its product pyrin domain-containing protein 1. The record is from RefSeq and is a predicted model, not a curated record. Lineage: Eukaryota; Metazoa; Chordata; Mammalia; Chiroptera; Vespertilionidae. The coding region runs from base 284 to 688 and encodes 134 amino acids. The transcript has 2 exons.